CAGUGAAACCGUUACAAACUUACCGUUACCCUGCGACAAUCGCAAUUAUUAUUCAAUUGGCAUUUGAUGACAACACUCGGGAUAACGGGACGGCUGGCUGCAGCAACAUUAGCCAACUACUAGCAGCAGUUAUAGCAACAACGCAAAACAACAGCAAUAACAACAACGUGCCACACGCCGUACUAAACAUUUACGCAGUCAGCAGCGGCUGAUUGUAUAUGUGUGUGUGUUCGUGUGUAAGUGUAACGUUGUACGUGUGGGCGUUGGGCGGUCACUUGGUUGUUGCUCGACAAUUCGUCGACGUCGCCGCCAAACUCGUCCUCAUCGGUUGCGCGUAAGUGAGUGCCGACUACUCUACACAGCCGACUGGCGCUUGUGACGACGUUGUGUUGCCCAUAUUUUCUAUGACAGUGUGUGUUGUGUCGGCCAACAGCCAGCAGCUGGCUGUAGCAACAGAAAAGCUAAGCUGAAGCGUUAAGAGCGUGUGCCACAAACGGAUUUUCCAUAGGUUGUCGAGCAGACGCCAUAUUUUUUACUCGCCAGUCUUGCAAGUGUGUGUUAGCGCACUUAACAUUGUGUUAGUAUUAGUAUACGUGUAAGUGUGCGCUUGUGUGUCUGUGUGUGUGUGUGUUGUUAUAAGGAAAAAUAUAUAUUUUAUUAACGGCAGUGGAGUAGAGUUGGCAGCGCCUCGGCGCCGCUCAAAAGGAGGAACACACGGCACAAUGCGGAACACUUACUUUGGUUUUGGUAGUGUAAUGGCAAAAGUGACGGGUAACGGUAACGGCGUCGGAGUCCGAAAAAAUAACGGAGUCUGAGUGCGAGUCUCGGUGAGACGCUAACAGUAUUGUGUGCCCAUAUAAACGCUUAACGCUUGGCAAAGUGUGAGAAAAAAUUUUUGUGUUGCAAAAAAGAAAGCAGGAAGGAAAAAAAAUCUGUAGUAAAAAUACUGUCAAAGAAACGGCAUUGGGUGGCGGCACACAAAGCUGCCUGGCGUGUGUGGCAUAAACCGCUGUAUGCGCCCGAAACACUUGUAACUAAAGUUGCUAUUUGUGACUACUUGACGAAAUUUUAUUUUAUUUCUUGUGUUUUUUUUUUGUGUUGAAUUUUUUAGUUAUUUAAAAAAGCUGCUUGUAAUCAAUUUUUGAAGUGCUUACGAAUUCAGCAGCAAGCGCAUUGCGAUCAUAAAUAGAGAGUGUGUAAAAUUUUGCAGGCGCGUGGCAAGGACGACAGCAGCGAAAAUGUCUUUGGCGAUGUUGUUUCUGACGGCCCGUAUUUGUAGUUGUAGCAGCAUUGCAACGCGCGCAUUCUAUAAGCCAUGGCAACAUUAAUACCGUCCUCAAAUGUUGAGGCCGCUUAUGAAGAUAUGUUUAAAGAAAUCACACGUAAAUUAUAUGGGGAAGAGACCGGAAAUGGUUUACAUACAUUGGGCACACCGGUUGCGCAGGUGGCGACCACUGGGCCCACAGCGCCCGAAGGCGAACGCUCAUUCACGAAUUUGCAGAUCGAUCGCAGCGCUGCGCCCACCAUCGAAUAUGAGAACAAUGCCGCUAAUGCCGUCAAUGCAGCAGCAACAGCAAAUGCGGCAAAUGUUGUAAUCCAACAACAACCCGAGGGUUCUGUGGUCGUCGCAACGACAGGCGGUAAUUUCAAAUCGGAAGACCACUUGAAUACGGCUUUUGGCCUGGCGGCGCUAAUGCAAAAUGGUUUUGCCACCACCAACGCCACUGGCACCGGUGGUACGGAUCAGCAACAACAGCAACAGCAGCAACAACAACAACAGCAGCAGCAGGCACAAAUUGUACAGUGGUCGACACCGACGGCAACAGGUGGUAAAUUGCAGAGUUAUACGGCUGCCACGCAACAGCAACAACAACAACAGCAACAACAACAACUGCAGCAACAAGUUGGCACAUCCAAGUCAAAAUCCAAAAAUCGCAACGAUUCUACCACCGAAGUGAUCUACACUAGUCCCUCGACCUCCGGUAACAACAUGAAUGCCGGCCAAACUCAACAGCAGACAACACCUACAUCAACAAACAGCAGCGGUGUCGUCACCAGUUCGAGCGGUGGCAAUAGUCGUAAAAAGUCACACAGCAACAACAGCAACGCGCAUAAUAAUCAACAAAAUGGCAAUAAUGCCAACAACAAUGGCGGUGUACAAGUGCAAAAACGUUACGCCUGCACACACUGUCCCUACUCCACCGAUCGGCGAGAUCUCUACACUCGUCACGAGAACAUACAUAAAGAGGAGAAGCCCUUUCAGUGCUUCGCCUGCCUCAAGCAAUUCAAUCGGGCCGAUCAUGUGAAGAAGCAUUUUCUGCGCAUGCAUCGUGAAUUGCAGUAUGACAUCAAUAAGACGCGACGUCACGUAAGCUCGAACACGUCCAACAGUGGCGGUGGCGGCAAUGGUGGUGGCAAUCAGCAUGCUGGCGGACGUGGCAAUGUGACCAUCACUUCGGGUGCGAACGUACAACUGGACAAUGCAUUCCUGGAAGCGCAACGCCAACCGACCUCGUCGAGCAUGAGCAUUGCGGAGACCAUCGAGGCUGUAGCUACAGCGGCCGACGCGCCCUUGCCACAACUCAAACAGGAGAAACAAGAUGACAUCGCUGUCGGUGUGGGCGGCGCCAAUGGUGGCAUUGUUUGCAAUACGGGCGCCGCUAGUGGCAACCUCAAACCGAAGCGUGAGAAACGCUUCACCUGCUGUUACUGUCCGUGGUCCGGCGCGGAUAAGUGGGGCUUGAAACGUCAUCUGAAUACGCACACAAAACCGUUUGUUUGCUUGCUGUGCGAUUAUAAGGCGGCGCGCUCGGAACGCCUGGCCACGCAUGUGCUGAAAGUGCACAACAAGCGCGCCUGCAACAAGUGCUCCUUCCUCGGCGAUACGCAGGAGGAGUUCCAAGCGCACAUCAACGAAGUGCAUCCCAAUGAUGCGCGACCGGCGCGCGGCAAUCAAAAUCCAACUAAUCACUUAAUUAACGGCAAUAUGUCGAACUCGAAUUCGAGUUCGAAUAUUUUGCGCACAAUUGGCAACCCUUUAGUAGCAAGUGAUACAAGUGUAAAUUUAUACUCAAAUUCGCAACUGGCAUACUGUCAUACAACACAUAGUGGUGGUGGCGGCGGCGGCGGCGGCGGCAGCUCAUCCACUUCCAGCAAUCAAGGCGGCAACGUCGGUGGCGGUGGUUCGGUAACGAUUUACACCACGACAACAACAAAUGAUAAUGGCAACGGUAAUAUUACCGGCGGUCCACUACAGGAAAUCAUUGUAAAUCCCACAUCGAUGGUGGGUUGGCGUUUGAGCGCCAAUGGUUCGCUAAUACCGCCGCACGAUCUACUCACGGGCGGUUUACCGAAUGCGGCCGCACAGAAACGCGGCUCCGAACGACUAUUUCAAUAUCUUGAGGCAGACGGAAGUGAUCCCGAAGACUAUGCGCGUCUCUUAAAAAUGGACGCCAUCAGUCGCAACACCGCUUCAGUCGCUCAGGAUUUUCAUAAGGCGGGAGGCGUGCAAGAGUUGAAAAUUCCAGCUAAUCAUCAACUCCUGUUCAAUAAUAAACUGCCUUCACAAUGGACGACCAAAGAGGCUGCGGCGCUACUCCAUUCCCUAAGCAACAACAGCAACUUUGCCAACUAUCAGCAACAACUGCAGCUACAGCAACAACAGCAGCGCAUGAAAUAUCAACAUCACAACGGCAACAGCAACAACACGCAUAAGCGUCAACGACAACACUCAACGGGUGACGAUGAGAAUACACCAUCGUCUGCCUCGUCGACGGCAUCGUCGAGUGAUGGUGGCGCAUCACCGUUGAAAGCUGGUGGCGUUAGACAGUAUAUGUCUAGCUCAGCAACAACAACAAAUGGCAGCAAUAGCAGUUACAGUAAUAGUGAGCAGAGAAAGGCGAUGUCGGCAUUCUUGAGCGAAAAUUUCGAUUUGCAAGAAACAACGGAGAGCGCAAUCGAAAUGAUGGCGGCAGCAGCAGCAGCAGCAGCGGCGGUUGGCAGCAGUAACAACAGCAACAGCAGCAACAAGCGUAAAUAUCAGCCGCAACUGGACAAUGAUGAAGAUCAAGAAAAUCAAGAGCAGCUUAUUAGAUCGCCUCCCGCGUAUAACAACAACAAACUAAACAAUACAAUAAAUUACCAGCAACAACAUACGAGAACAACACGAACGCUCAAUCAACGUACCACGAAUGCCGCGCAUAACCACCGCGAACAUCGUCUAGAUCUGCUACACUUAGAUCGUGACAACAAGGAGAACAACAAGCAGAAUGCUGCUGCCACAUUUCUCAGCAACAUGGAAUAUCAGAAUUUGAAUAAGGUCAGCACGCAUAUACAGAAUUAUGUCAAGGACAUUAUCAAUAAGUAUUACGCCGAAACGCCGCUUAUGUAUCCGGCAAUGCCGACAGCAACGGAGACGCCGCACGACAGCCAACAGUCAACGGAACAGCUACAGCAAAAGCCCUCCUCAUCGCAACGCAAGCGCAUGCGUAGCGAGACAGAGGAGUAUAUCGAGUAUUUGCGCAAUAAAGAGGAUAUAACGCUGACCAUCACACCCAAGGUAUCCACUGCGCAGAAGCAGCGCCAUGCCGCACAAGCCCAGCAACAACGACAAAGUCCCACACGACAAGCGUUGUUGGCCACACCCGCCGUUACGCUAGCGCCGAUCGCACCCAUCAUAACGCAAUCCAAACCACAACCACAGCCACCAAACGCGCAAACGCAGACGCAUGCGCAGCUGCAGCAGCCACCGAGCAAGCGUCGCAAAUCACUUUCACAAAUAGCCACAUUGUUGCCCUUGUUGGCAGACGCCGCCUCGCAGCAGCAGUACCUUACCGCGCCGUUAGAUUUCAGCAAGAAACCCACGCAUGCCGACGAGGCUACUUGCGCAGCCACAGCUACGCCCACAUUAACUGCGCCGGCGGUAACCGCGGUGUUGCCGAAAGCCGCGCAGGUCUCCGUUAUACAAGCAGCACCCACGCAACAACAACAAAAGUCACAACAACAAGCAGUAGUUCAAAGCGUCAACGACAAGCGUUCGUCACGCAAGCAAGCGCAGCCAAAGAAAAUACGCGCGCCACCAGAGGUGAUAGUCGCCAUGUUGCGCGACAAGUACUUGAAUCGCAUGGUGGAUCAUAAGCUGAGUUGUCGCGCCUGCGCACAAGAUAAGCGACGCGCUGCGGCAAUGCUCGUCUUCAACUACCACACAAAGGGUUCGCUGGCAUUGCACAAACACUGGAAGCAUCGCGCGAAGAAGCAACGCUGUCAGCAUUGCAUGCAGGCUUUUAAGCAACGCAGCAGCCUAAUCGUGCACAGUCGGCGCAUGCAUGCUGCUGUAAUGCAGGAGAAGCGGUCGGGUGCGAAUAAAGUGGGUGACAUGUUAAAGCAGCAGCAAAAGAAGGAGUGCAGCAAGCAGCAACGCAGCCAUGCGCAGAAAUCUAAGAAAACUGCGCUGAGCACGUAGAGCGCAGCAGCCAGGCAUGCGCAUACCACAAAUAUAUUUACAUGUGCAUGUGUGUGUGUGUGUGUAAACUGAUAUUACCAGCUAAGCAAACUUUGCCAGUUGGUGGGUGUAAACUGUAUAUUGAGUGGGUGCUGCAUUUGUAUAUUAUUUUUUUAAAUUUCUAUUUGCGCGCUUCACAGCGUAAAACACUCGGGUAUUCGUUGCUAGCAUUUUAUGUUGACGAUGUAUCCAUUCUAAACCAAGUAUGCGCAUUUUUAAAAUACUUAAUUAUUUUUUAGUGAAAAUGUAUAUUAUUAUUAGUUUUUAGUAUAACGGAUCGGUUUUUAUAUUAUAAUAUAUUAUUAAUAAUACAUUCCUCAUUUAUUAUUAGGCAGGGAUGAUUUGUAGUGAAAAAAAAACUGUAAAAAAAUGUUGCAGAGCACCAGGCUCCUCUGAGAACUAGACAAGCCCGGGAGUAACUGUCCCCGAUCUCCUAAGAAAUAAAAGCGAAUAUUCUAAUAAAACUAUUUUGUAAUUUCGAACUUGAUUUUUUUUUUACUUACUGUUAUGGCAGACACAAUUAUUAAAUAAAUGUAAAUAAUUUUUUUAUAAUUCUUCAUGCAUUUACUAUUUAUUUCGUGAAUAUUUUGUAGCGUUAAGUUAUGUAAAUUUGUUUUUGAUUUUUUUUUUGUAAAAAGUAAAUAAACAUUAUAUACAAGUACAUAUAUUCUUAUUUAAUUUUUGUUUUUAAUUUAAUUUUUUUUUUAAUUUUUUAAUGUCAUAUUUUUUUACAUAUAUUUUUUGUUUUUUUAUAAUAUAUUGUAUUAUUUUUAUAUAUUUUUUUGGUUAUAUUUAUUUUAUAUAUUUUUGUUAUUAAUCUUUUUUUAAUAUUUUUUUAUUGCUGCUUUUUUUGUGUUUUUUAUUUUUAUUAUUAUUUUUGUUCUUUAAAAAAUAUAAAAAGUAAAAAACAAAUAUUAAAAAAAAUAAUAUAAAACAAAAAAAAAACAAGAAAUAAAUAAUGCUUUUUUAUAUUUUUGCUUUUUUUAUAUUUAUUUAUUCUUUUUUAAUAUUAUUUAAUAAUUUUUAUUGUUUUAUUAUUUUUUACUAUUAUAAGAUAAUUUUUUGUUUUUUUAAAUUUUUUUUUUUUAUUAUAAUUUUUUUUUUUUUAUUAUAAUUUUUAUCGUUUUUAUAAUUUUUAUCGUUUUUAUAACUUUUAUCGUUUUCAUAAUUUUUAUCGUUUUUUUCUUUUAUUUGUGUUUUUUUUUGUUUCCGCGCUUUACAAAUAUAUAUUAUUGUAUUUAAAUACAAACUGUUUAUGCUUUCAAUCUAGCUUUUAAGUUCUUAAGCGAUUUUUUUUUAAAUUAUUUUCUUAUACAAAAAAAUGUAAAAUCGAAUACUCGCGACUUUUAUUUUUUAUUAGAAUACAAUGCAAACAAUUUUUUACAUAAAAAAACUUUACUUAAUUCGUAUAAAAUAUUUAUUAAAUUUUAAUAAUUAUUAUUAUAAUUAAGGUUUUCUUUAAAGACAAAACGCUGCAUUUUAAUUUUUAAAAAAAUUAACGGUUACAAACAAAAUAUAUGUGUAUACGUGUACUUUAUACUAAACAUACUUAUGUAUGUGUGUAAAUGCAUAGCUUGUUGCAUAUGCGUUUAAAAUUUUUUUUUUUUCAAAUUUAAUAUUUUUUUUCAAAUUUAAUACUUUUUUUCAAAUUUAAUAUUUUUUUUAUUUGCCAACAACUGUUUGGUUCUAAGUUACUUACUUUUAAGUUGUAAUGUACCUGAAAUAUGUUUUCUCUAAAAACUUAAAGCAAAAAAUAAAAUAAAAACUGCUAAUGCAGCACAUAUACAUAUGUAUUACAUUAAUAUUCAAAAUGUGAAAUUUAAAGCAUUUCAUACUUAAUUAAAUUAAAUUAUAUUAUAUUAUUAUAUAUUUGUUAAAGCAACAGUGCAGCUGUAUGCAUUAGAGCAUGGCAGAUGCCAACCUAAUGCUUACAAAAUACACCACUGUAUCUAUUGCCUAUGCAUAGUUAAUAUAUAGUUAAGUUUAAACGAAGCUUUAAUUUGCCAACUUCAUUGAUCAAAAAUAAUAAUUACUGUUAAUUUAGAUAUUUUAGCUAUUUUAGCAAAAGUAUUGACCUCAUUAGCUGUUUUAUUUUCAUAAGUAUGGAUUUGUUAAUUUGCCUAAAAUGAUAAAGCGUAAACAGUUGAGCAAAGUGUAGGCGAAAAAUAAUGAACAUAAAGAAUUAUAGUUGCCAUUUUUCAAAGCAAAGCAUACAAACCCAUACAAACACACAAAGAUACAGCAUAAGUAGCAAGUAGUUUUAAACCAUAAACUAAAAUAACGGAAAAAUGAGAAAUCUCAACACAAGUUUACUGCAAACAUGACACUUUGUAUACCAAAUACUCGAACAAUAUGCCAAGGAACUAAGUCCUUUACGCCAACUUGCCACAAAAGCAAUUAAAAAAGAAACUAUGCACAGCUAAAAAUGAUAGAAAAGCGAUAAAAAAUCUAAAAAUAAAAAUCCUAAGCUAUUUUAAGUAAAUAAAUUAUAAAUUCCAAAGCUGAUUUGGUUCAUACUCAUGCGAUUGCCUUAUUUUUUUAACGCUAAUAUAUUUUUAAUUCUUAUUAAUUAGUUCUACUUUAAUUAUUAAAUAAUUUCUAUGCUUUAAGUCACCUUUAAGUCGCCUUUCAUUGCAUAAAAUAUGGUUUAGUUUUUAUUAAAAGAGAAAAUAAAAUAAAAUCUACAUACAAUUAAAAUUUAGUGAUUUUAACUCCUUAUACGAAAUUUGGUAAGAAAAUGAGAAAAUGAAAAAUAAAAAGAAAAUAAAAAAUAAAAAGAAAAUGAAAAUAAAAAAUUAAAAGAAAAUAAAAAAAUAAAAAGAAAAUAAAAAAAUAAAAAUAAAAUAAAAAAAUAAAAAGAAAAUGAAAACCAAAAAGAAAAAGAAAAUAAAAAUUAUAUAUUUGAUGUAUGUAGCGCUAAGCAAACGCGAGUUGGCACGUUUACCACACGAAAGUGAAUGUAAUGGACUGAAAAUUAAUUUAAAAAAAUAACACAAAAAAAAAAACAAAACUUAACCUAAAAAAAACGUAUAAAAGAGCGUAAGAAUUCAAAAUGAAAUGGUGGUUAUAAGCAAAACAAAAACGAGAAAAAUUUAAAAUAAAUGCAUUUUAAGCUGAAAACACUAAACAAAGAACCAAAAUAAAAGCAAAAGAAGAAAAAAAAAAAAAAAGAAAACAAAAAGCAGACAUACAUACAUAUAUUUGAGAAGCGCAAGCGCAGCCGUUUAGUGUAUACACACGUAGUUUAAAAUGUUGUAAACGCCCUUUUGCAAAUACAAAAACAACAAACAAAUGUUAGAAAACUUCUAAAAGCUAAUUAAGCACGUUUUGGUAACCAAAAAAAAAAAAUAUAUAUAUAAAAAAAAGAGUAAAAUUAAAUUCAAUUGAGGAAAAUUAAAUUAAAUUGCGGAAAAUUUGAUUAAAAUGAGAAAAAUUUAAUGAAAUUGAGGAAAAUUAAAUAAAAUGAUGAAAUUUAAGACAAGCUAAAUUAAUUGAAAUUAAAAAAAUUUACUUUAGGAAAAAUGAAAUUUAAACAUAACAAAAAACAAGUACAGUAGUAAAAACAACGCCAUUAAUGGAAAGUGAAAAUUAUACUUAAAUAUUAAACUAUGUGUAACGGUAAUAGAAGCGUUAAAAAGUCACACAAAACACAACUAAAGAUUAAAAAAAAUAAAACAAAAAAAAUAUUUAAGAAAAGAUGUAUGAAAACCCUGCAGCCAGUGUGGACUGUUGGGUGGAUAUGAUAAUUAAAUGUCAAAUGUGUUUUUAGUUUAAUUUAUAUUUCUGAAUAUUGAAAAUAAACAUCUUAAAAUUAGUUUAAAAUAAAAAUAAA
Molecule: messenger RNA, 9332 nt
Organism: Bactrocera oleae (olive fruit fly)
Lineage: Eukaryota; Metazoa; Arthropoda; Insecta; Diptera; Tephritidae
Source: RefSeq, a predicted model, not a curated record